UCAUCAAGCGGCGGGCGGAAUGUCGAUCCAGCGCCCGUGAAGAGCCGGAGGAGAGGAGGAGGAGGAUGGAGGAAUCCAGCAUCCCAUGCUCCACAGAGGAUGGACACCUGCCCAGCUGGAGGUGGAACAGAUCCGCAAGGGAUCAAGUCCAAAUCAAGCCGAAGGUCCGCGAUCUGCCCGGGUUAUUAAAACACGGACUGAACCUGCGCAAAAAGAGCCAGUCACCUGACACCAUCCCAGGACCCAGCACAGGCAUCACACCCAAACCCAAGACGUGCUCUCAGAGUUUCCCUUGUGCUGGACGUGCGCUGAGAAAUGCGUUUCUAUCACAUGGACCAUAUCCAGCUAAAGACAAGAUUCACCUGGCCAGGAUUAUCAGGAGGAGUUAUGUUGGUGUGGAGCUGGUGCAGUGGCUGCUGGAACAGUGUGUGUCGGUUCAGUGUCGGUUAAUGGCAUCACGUGUUUGGCAGGUGCUGCUGGAGCUGGGAAUACUACACUCAGUUGACCAGCGGUUGGUGUUUGAAGACUCUAACACAUACUAUCAGUUCUCGUUCGAGGAGUGCGACACUCAGGGUUGUGAAUUUCGUAAUGAGGAAGAAUGGCAGAAUGGAGUCAGUCUGCUGCUGCAGCUCGUUCCCUAUGUACAGUUCAGAGUCGUCAGUCCACCUGAGGAAGACCCAGACAGAAAGCGAGAUAUAUGCAGCGAGAUUCUCCAGAUGAAAGCGCUGGAGAGACUCACGUCUACAGUACAGAAUGAACUGGCAGCUGCUCUCGCAAGAAAAGCCAAGAAAUCAAUGUCUGUUGACGACAGCUCGGAAGCAUCAGAUCAUUCUCCACAUGAACCCCCAAAAACAACCGAAGACAACAGCAAGCAGGCAGGCGUCUGCGCUUUCCGAGCUCCUGAUGACAUUUCUCGAUUAGAGGUGGUCCAGCGACUGGCCAAAGACGGGUAUCGGUUCCUUCAGAACCAGAAUUACCGGCUCCCGGAACGUUCCGCACAGGCCCAGAGUGAGGGCGUGGUGCGUGUGUGUUUGAAGGAGAGAGGUCAGGACGUGUUGGUUCUCAAGCGAGUUCCAUCAGAUCCUUCGUCUCCACAAACGGCGGGAGUCAAAGACGAGGACGGUGAUAAGAGGUAUGUCGUGGUGUCCGGGACGCCCCACAAGAUCCUGGAGCACCUGCUAAGCGACCUUCGCCUGGAUGAGCACCAGGGGGCGUCGGAGAGCAAAGAGGCGGAAAUGCUUCUGGAUGACUUCCUGUUGACAUAUCUGGUCUUUAUGUCCACCAGUGAGCUCUGUCAAGCCCUGCUGGGACACUACUGUACCAAGCGUGUACUAAGUCGAGGGAAGGAGGAAGGAAAGGAGGCUCUGUACAGGAAGCGGAAGGUAUUGCACCUUGUGUCCCAGUGGAGCGCUCUCUACAAGGACUUCCUGCGAGAAGAGGAGAACGUCAAACUCUUCAUGAAGACGCUGUAUCGAUACGUGCUGGAGGACAUUUAUGAGUUUCCAACACUGGAAAAAGACUUGAAGGAAUUCCAGAAACUUCUGCGACGGAGACACACGGUGGAUGAUUAUUCUCCAAACCCAAAGAAUAAAGCGCACUUCCAGCAAUUGAGUCUGAAGGAGAACAGUGUUUCACUACGACCGUCUCCGGUUGAGAGUAAAGAAGUAACGUGUCAUGUGUAUGUGAGCGGUGAUUCGUAUCUCAGUAUGAGAGUGAAACCUGCCGUAAUUGCACAAGAACUGCUGCACAUCGUCGCUCAACGGAUGGACAGAUCAGAAGAUGACAUGAUGCUGGUGGCCCAGACUUACAGGGGCGAGAAGUGUGUCCUGCAGCCUAAUGACAGAAUAUAUUCUGCAUCUCUGGUGACUUCAGGUAGACUGAUCGCCUGUCGGAGAGAUCACAACGAGAUACUGCCGCCCCUGACUGAGUGUCCAGAACUGGGACAGAAGCCCGUCAGACUGCUGGGUAUCAACACGUGGGACGUAACCGUGGCUCUCACAAACUUCGACUGGAAUCUCUUCAACUCCAUACAUGAGCAAGACUUGAUCUUCUACACGUUCAGUCGUCAGGCCAGCGGCGGACACACGGUGGCGCUGGAGUUCCUGUUGCAGCGCUGUAAUGAGGUCCAGCAGUGGGUGAUGUCAGAGGUGCUGCUCUGUCCGUCGCUCGGCAAACGAGUCCAGCUGCUUAAGAAGUUCAUCAAGAUCGCUGCCCACUGUAAAGCGCAGAGGAAUCUGAACUCUUCAUUCGCUAUCAUCAUGGGUUUAAACACCGCAGCCGUCAGUCGCCUCAACCAGACGUGGGAGAAAGUUCCUGGGAAAUUCAAGAAGCUGUUUUCUGAGCUCGAGUUGUUGACGGAUCCAUCCAUGAAUCAUAAGGCCUACAGAGAUGCAUUCAAGAAGAUGAAACCGCCCAAAAUACCCUUCAUGCCUCUGCUGCUUAAAGAUAUCACUUUCAUCCAUGAGGGGAACAAAACAUUUCAUGAUAAUCUUGUCAAUUUUGAGAAGCUGCACAUGAUUGCAGACACGGUCCGACUCAUCCGCCACUGUCAGACAGAUCAAACAGGAAAUGAGCUUUCGCAGUGUGACAGUCCUGAGGUGCGAUCGAGUGUCCAUUGCCUGCACAUCAUUGACAGUCAGCAGACACUGUUUGAACUGUCUCACAGACUGGAGCCCCGAGUCUAACAGCAUUCACUGCAGCUGCGGCAGCACAAACAGAUCGAACUGCUAAAACACAAGACAGCAGCUUCACUGGACAGAGACACUUCGAACAAUUCCAGCUCCCAGCACUGACUGAACGGACACUGUUUGUGGGAUUUGUUGGAUUGCACCAGCGGGCGACACUUUCACAGCCAAAUAAGGGAGAACUGUACAGUAUAUUGACCUGUUUGAGCACACAGGUUUUUAUUUCGAUGUUUAUAAAACGUUUCAUGACAGAAUUUAUUGUUGGUUGAUCGAUCUAUUCCUGUACGCAACAUAAAGGAAACGUGUCAACAUUUUCAGCAUUUGUUUUGUUGAAAUGCAGUUGUCGAUGUUAUUUAAUGUGGCUUUUAAUUAUUUUGACUGAUAUUUAUGUAUGAUUUUAUUAUUUCAGACAGUUAGGGCUGGGCGAUGUAGCUAAAGAAUUAUGUCUUGAUAUUGUUUUAGCCUUUGACGAUCUUGGUAUUUAUUUAUUUAUUUUGAAAUGGAUUAAAAAGGUGAUUUGUUUUCAAUCAGGACAACAUCAUUCAAACUAAACAGCCAUUGUUGCCAAGUAAAAUCUACUUAGUAGUUUCAAAAUGUUUAAUGCCUUAUAUAAUAAUAAUAAAAAUAAACGAGUUUAGAAAUUAUUUUUAAAAGGUUUGAAAGGCACAUUUUGUAAGUAAAGAACGGGAAUAAUGUAAUCAGUGUAUUUAGUCAUAUACACCAAUAUAACAAUAAAUAAACAGCAAUAUUAAUAACAUGUUUAUAGAAGAUUUUUAACAAAAUAAAAGCCAUUUAUGUGAACAUUUUUAGUGAUAACGCAAACCAAUCAUUUUUGAAUAGAUUCAUUGAAUAGUUUGAUGCGAUUCACGAAGAUGAAUCAAACUAGCCAACUCUAACGCCAUUUUUCUACUUGCGUUUAAAUCGUAAAACUAACGUAAUGACAAAUAAGUUGAUUCUUAAUGGCCUAAUGUAAAGUGCAUAAACAUGCACAUCAUGCUUCAUUUUAUAUUGCUUCAUAAAGUCAUCGCAAACCAUUAUUCAAUAUAUCGUCCAGCCCUACAGUACACGUGAUAAACGCAGACUGAACGAACAAUAUAAACAGGUGUCAAAGGUCAUGAUGAUGUCAUAAUGAGCCAUGUGCUCACCUGAUUUUGAAUCUUGAUCCAAUUCAAUACUGUAAUGUAAUUACUUAAAGUCAAAAAAGAAGUGUAAUGCAUUGCAUUUUAAAUUACUGUAAUCAGAUUACAAUUAUUGACUUUCAAUUAAGUCAUUACUUUUGAAAUGGGUUAUUUUUAUUGAGAAACUUGCCCAAUACGGAUCUUGAUAUGACAAGAUCAUUUUGAGAGGUUUUUUGUUUGUUUGUUUGUUUUAUGUUUUAUAUUUCAUUUUAUAAAUUUUUUCCAAUUUUUGAUAAAUGUGACUGCAGCCAGUUUAAUGCCUAUUUUUUGUGGCAUACCAACAACUGAAUACAGUGGCCUGUCAGUAUUAUUUCAAACUCUUUUUCUUUUCCGUAUGUUUGAUGGUCGAGACUCUUAGUUCGUGUGCUGGAGUUGGCCCGUAACUGGUGUGGCUGCUCUCUGAUGUCAUUGCAUUUGUUUAUAUUUACAGUACUGAAACUCUUGUGUGAAUAUCAUUUCCAUUUUAAAGUCAUUCUAAAGUUACAUGCAUGCAUAUUGUAUUUGCACUUGCAUCUUUGUUUGUACAUUAUUGUAAGAAUGUAUAUACUGGAUACGUUUAUAUGAUUUGCAUACACACGUUUCUGUGCCAAGCACUUAUGGGAGAGAAAUGCAAUAGGAGAACAUUUGAAUAUUGUGAAAUGUUUCUUUAAAAGCCUUAGCUGCCGCUAUGAUUCCCAAUUUGUUCCGGAAGUGAAAUGUCUCAGUGCACAGACGUUCGUUUUCACUUUUUAAGCAAAUAGUUCUUCUAAAAAUUGUGUUCUGUCAUCGUUUACUCACUCUUGUGUCGUUACAAACCCAUAUGACACCAACAGAAACAUGUGACUUUAGAAGAGCUGGAAUAAAGUGCACAAGUCGUAUCAAAAACUUUUAUGAUAAGUUUAUAGUGGUGGCGGUGUAGUGGUCUAAAGCACAUAACUGGUAAUCUGGUAAUCAGAAGGUUGCUGGUUUGAUCCCCACAGCCACCACCAUUGUGUCCUUGAGCAAGGCACUUAACUCCAGGUUGCUCCGGGGGGAUUGUCCCUGUAAUAAGUGCACUGUAAGUCGCUUUGUAUAAAAGCGUCUUAUAACUUUUGUGUCAUUUUUGAAACUUGCAUGAAAAAAGCAACCUGUUCAAUCUUUAAAAAUUGCCCUUUUGUGUUCCAAAGACAAAAGAAAGGCAUACGGGUUUGGAACAACAUGAGGGUGAGUACAUGAUGAUAAAAUUGUAAUUUUUGGGUGAACUAUUCUAUUAAAUGGGUUUGAAUUGACGUCAACAUUUUGCAGUUUCAUUCUUCGAGUGGAUUUCAUCAUUGCAUUUCUUUUAAGACGCCUCAUUUCUUUAAACAUUUAAAGGAAUAGUUCACCCUAAAAUGGUGAACAUUAUUAUUCAUUAUUAUUAUUCUGCCAUUAUUCACUUACCCUGAUGCCAUCACAGAUGUGUAUGACUGUCUUU
Messenger RNA from Xyrauchen texanus (razorback sucker), 5294 nucleotides. Its product is annotated as rap guanine nucleotide exchange factor 5-like. The transcript has 26 exons. Gene Ontology annotation, cellular component: plasma membrane. The record is from RefSeq and is a predicted model, not a curated record. Gene Ontology annotation, biological process: Ras protein signal transduction; positive regulation of GTPase activity. Bases 66 to 2684 code for a protein of 872 amino acids. Gene Ontology annotation, molecular function: guanyl-nucleotide exchange factor activity. NCBI's taxonomy places the organism in Eukaryota, Metazoa, Chordata, Actinopteri, Cypriniformes, Catostomidae.